GCUGGCGUCUCGGCUGCAUCUUGAAUGGUCUCGUAUUGAGAGGCGAAGGUGUCCAUGGACAGCACAACAACAAAGGAGCCAGGAUGGUGUUAGUGCACGUCGGAUAUCUGGUUCUUCCCGUCUUCGGAUCCGUAAGAAGCAGAGGAGCACAUUUUAGCAGGCAUCAGCAUAGUCAUGCUACCUCCUGCCGGCAUUUUCACCUGGCUGCUACAGCAACACCGCUGCCUGCCGAGUUCCCACCCCCUUCCCUCGCCCCACCUCAGUACCAGGAAGUCCCACCGCCUUUCCUACCUCAGGCCUUACAGCAGCAAUACCUCAUCCAGCAACAGCUACUGCAGCGGAGACGCACACAGGAACGAGUCCCGCUGAACACACAUCGGUUACGCCCAGGAUAUGAAUAUGCUCCGCCCCUCCACGUCCCACAGCCAAUUCCACAGCAGCCCAGAUACCUGGCAGAGGGCACAGACUGGGAUCUGAGUGUGGAUGCAGCUGUCCCUCAUCAGUUUCCACUGCAGCAGAUUCCUCAACCCUACCAACACUACCUGGCCUCUCCUAGAAUGCAUCACCUGCCCAGAAACACGUCCUCCACCCAGGUGGUUGUCCAUGAGAUUAGGAACUAUCCGUACCCACAGCUUCAUCUGCUGGCUCUACAGAGCUUGAGUCCCAGUCGACACUCUUCUGCUGUUCGGGAGAGCUAUGAGGAACUGUUGCAGUUGGAGGAUCGAUUGGGAAGUGUCAGUCGAGGAGCUGUUCAGACAACCAUAGAGAGAUUCACCUUCCCUCACAAAUACAAGAAGCGGAAGCCGCUGGAUCUAAAGUUGUAUGAGAGUGAGGAAGAGUCUGAUGUGGAUGAGAAAUGCACCAUCUGCCUCUCCAUGCUGGAGGAUGGAGAAGAUGUCAGGCGGUUACCCUGUAUGCAUUUAUUCCACCAGGCGUGUGUGGAUCAGUGGUUGGCCACCAGCAGGAAGUGUCCUAUCUGCCGAGUGGACAUCCAGACACAGCUCACACCUGAGAGCUGAAACACACACAUUAACAAAUAACACAUUCUCUUUCACUCUUAUAAAACACAUUCAUCCACAUAAAUCUCUAUACAGACGUGGGAGGAACCCCAUUUGCAGGGUUUGCAUCCAAAACACAGCUCACACACAAUGUUUAUUACCUACACAUGAGUAUGUACAAAUCAUACGCUCCACAAGAAUGAGCCAUCCAACACACACUUACACGCUUUACUGAGCCAAUGACAAUAACUGACACUACACACACGCACGCACUGGUAGAGCUUACUAAAGGGUCUGUUGUGAAGAGUGAUGCUGUUAGUAGGGAAAUGGUGUGUGUUCGUAGCAUAUGUGUGUGUAUUUGUGCAAUUCCUUAAGCCAUGAACUUAACUAAAGACUCUCAUCUUGCAUACAACACACACACACACACACAAAUUAACGAUAGUACACACACGCGGAAACAUACUGGCAUACCGGCAGUGUUGGGGAGUAACGGAAUACAUGUAACGGAAUACAUGUAACGGAAUACGUAUUUAAAAUACAAAAUGUAAGUAACUGUAUUCCAUUUCAGUUACAAUUUAAAUCACUGGUAAUUAGAAUGCAGUUACAUUCAAAAAGUAUUUUGAUUACUGAAGAGAUUACUUUGCAUUUUAUUGACAAUUGUUUCAUUCAAUACAUUACAAAUGACCUUUUACAGCAUGUAAUCUGUAGUGGAGUUCAAAAGUAACCUCCCAACCCUGCGUACCGGUAUAUACAUGAUGAAGCUCUUGGCGGAUAAGACACUGUCAAAUCUAGCUACUGAAGUGUGUGUGUGUAAGUAUGUGUGUCUGCUGUAUUUUUAAUCUGCAAUACUGCUUUAGUCUUACACACUGGAGCUAUUUAGAUUUUUUUGGUGUGUGUGUGUGUGUGUGUGUGUGCUUGUUCACUAUUUUGGUGUGAGUAAUGUAUGUGUGUUAAUGCGUGAAUCUCAAGGCACCUGUUAAGAACAUGUCAUAAUUAAUUGCAAAAUCGAGAGAAAGAAAUAAGAAAUAAUAUUUUCUAAAACAGGCUUAAUUUUCUUUAUGCAAAAUAUCCUUUCUUAUUUUUUGUCUUUUGAUUUUGGGGUGAAAUAUGAUUUGUACAUGUUUUAGUGAGAUCACCCUAAUGUUUUAUGGGUCAUUGGGAUAUCUGUGCCCGACAGUGCAUGUAGAAAAGCCAAAAAAAGAAAACACACAAACACACACACAAAAGAAAACAAAUAAAAACAACUCCCGUCAGUCAUUUCAGAGACAGCAGGAGGAGGUCUGUUGUCUUAAAAAAAAAAAAGUAGGCGGAGAAUGUUGUGAUUGGUGGAUUCAUGUAGAUAGGCGCAGUAGUAGUUGCAUGCAUCUGUGCUUGGGUUGUUGUUUCAAGGUACACCUGGAAAUGUGUGCAAGUGACUAUGCGUGUGUGUGUGUGUGUGUGUGUGUGUGUGUGUGUGUAGUGGUAUGACACUGCAUGAAUGUGUAUUAGCUCCUUUAAGCUGUGACGAUCUGUAACAUUAUCAGACUCAUGUAGCUUGUGUGCAAGCGUGUACGUAUGCGGGUGCGAGAGAGAGACCCUGCCAUGACCUUUGACCCUAAAUGCCUACUGAAAAAAAGCACAUGUGAGCAUAGUUAAAGUGCCCUGCCUCACUCUGGUGCUGCGCUGCCAUGGUUACUGUAUUUAUUAUUGGUAUUUAAAACAUGCAGUGUUUGGAGGGGGGCGGGGCUUAUGCGUGUCCAACCGUGUUCUUGUGUGACAGGUCUCCCCUCGUGGUUGCUCUGCUGGUUGCUAUGCUGUAUUGCUAGAACUACAAUGUAGAAUGUCGUGUGAUAGAGGAACGUCCACCAACAGCACACAAGGUGGGUCGAGACAGGUCAGAACUGAUGAAAAACCAAACGCUGCAGAAAUUAUUAUCUGCGUCCCCUAAGGGCCGAAACGUACUUACGCAAGUACGUGACCGCAACCGCUUAAGAUCCAUUUCACAUGUUGUUUUGUUCCGAAAUAUGUCAGGAUGCAAUUCUAAAUGUGUCAGGACACAAUUCAUAAUGCAACGCAACCAUUUUCAGCUAUAGCCACGUUAGCGUGAACUGUAUUGUUCCAUGGUCAGCUUCAAUUAAAUGGUAGUUUAAAGACAAUCGUGUCGAGCGAAUCAGUUAAAGUUGGUUAAACUUUUUACAACGUUAUAUAGCGAGCUUUCUGAACAAUAAAGCAUUCAAUUUAAUGCACAUACAUUUUUUAAACCUAACAAUAUCGCCCCCUUGUGUACCAACAUUUGUUACCGCCACAGUAACGCACAAACGCUCAUUAAGUAUGUACAAUGUGACCACGCUUGCAAUGCGUCUGUAAAGCACGCAUGUCUACAAACUUGCGACCACCGUUAUGUAAAUUACUGGAAAAGGUAAUCCACUACAAAUGACCAAUCUUACUCAUUACAUCAUGGGAAAAGUAAUUAAGUUACUAGUAACUUUCUAGAAUACUUUUCUCAGAAAAGUUUGUUUGCAACCUAAGUAAUUUACUUUAAUGUAAUUGAAAGUCAGUAACUGUAAUCUGAUUUAACUUGAAAUGUGGUACACUACUUUUUGAAAAAUAAAUGAUGUAACGGUAACUAGUUACUUUGUAAUCAGAUUACACUCAGCACUGCUUGUGGAGAAUGUUUCUGUCCUUUCACUUUAGAAUGCACAAUUAACGUUACUUUAUCUUAAUGUGUCAAUUUGAGCUACAGACUGGUUAAAAUUACGUAGAGAAAUACAAACUUGUGUAAUUAAUCGUGGGAGGCAACUACGUAAGCUACGUCAUUUCAGCCAAUGAGCUGCAGUUGUUUCCUGUGUGUUGGCUCCUCCCCUAAUGUUGUGCGUGCUGUUUGGUGGAUGAUAGCUCACGUUGAUCGUUUACACAGGGUUAUGUCCUUUGAAAUGCCUUAAGUAUUUAACAAUCAUAAUUUAUUACUAACUGUAGAUAUUGUGGGUGCGUAUUUAAUUUUGUAUAGUUUCAUUUUUUUUUUUGCAAUGGAAUCCUAUUUUAUUUAUUUAGAAAUAACACAAAAAUUAUUAAAAUCUUACCUCAUGUUUGAGUUGGUUUGCGGGAAUGCUUCGCAUGCGGUUGGUCGUGUUCGUGUGUGUUUCUCCCUUUGGUGCUGUGACCUUACUGUCAUUCCGCUUGCUGAUUGGUCAGACGCGGCAGCGGCGUGGGAGUAUACUGGGUUUUGAUUCGCUGUCCUGUUUGCACUCUUAGUUUUCCAAGGCCACCCUCUCACUGGCAUCAUUUUAACCACUCUGGCAACCUUUUGCAAAACAAUCUUUCUCUCUUUUCUGAUUCCAGUUCUCUCACAUUAUUGAUGUUUGUUUUAGUUAUUUUCUUUAACAGCUUUUCCUUGUUAAUGGUUACACCCCAGACUAUUUCUCUCGCUUUUCUCUUUUCUAACGCAUAAUUUCGUUCUCUUUCUGUCUUGAAGAUACUUUUCUUCAGUUGUUAAUGUUUACAUUUAUUCCUUGAGCAUAUUUCUGUUUAAUUCUCUUCAUCUGUGAUUUAGUCAGAAAGCAGUCUCACGCUGACAACCUUUCCAGGGCAUGUAAAACCUUUCUUAUCCUAGUUCACUUUGCCAAUAUCUCUCUUUCUAUCUCUCUCUCUCUCCCUGUCUGAGGACUUCACACUCCUCUCAUGGCAGGGUCAGGACUAACAGAGUAUAAUAAAGCACAACAGAUUUAAAAUGCAUGUUUUUUCUCAGGUUUGAAUAUAUACAUGACUGAAUAGGAAUAUACAGCUAAAUAGAAAAAAUAAAGACUAGUGCAGAUGUAAUUAUAUUAUUAAAGGAUUUUUUUUUUUUUUUUUUUUUUUUGUGUGUGCUGCUGCUUGCAUUUGAAAAACAAAACACAACACACAAAAAUGCAUAAAUAAUAACUUUGUCCUAUUAGUGCCAGUGACAGGGGUGCCGUGUGCUGUGGGUGUUUUUUCACUAGCGGAUUUUCUAGCAGAAUAUAAACUAUUUAUCAUUCAUAUUAAAGCAAUAGCGCCUCCUGCUGGUGUGACUGCUAGUAUGUAACUGGUUGAGUAUAACAAUGUCUGUGUAAAAUGUUAGAAUUCUCUUUUGGUGGCAUUUUUGUACCUUAUUUAUUACUACUACUAAUGAUGAAUUUAAAAGUGGCAUCGCUAAAAUGUUUUUGGCUUUGUUUCGUUUUCAUUUUGUUUAAUUUCAAAGCUUGUACAUUAUCCUUUUUGUA
This is a messenger RNA of Xyrauchen texanus (razorback sucker), 5215 nucleotides long. RefSeq names its product E3 ubiquitin-protein ligase RNF165-like. NCBI's taxonomy places the organism in Eukaryota, Metazoa, Chordata, Actinopteri, Cypriniformes, Catostomidae. Gene Ontology annotation, molecular function: zinc ion binding; ubiquitin protein ligase activity. The transcript is spliced from 8 exons. The record is from RefSeq and is a predicted model, not a curated record. The coding region runs from base 84 to 1019 and encodes 311 amino acids.